AUGCUGCAAGGACUAUUUCAGUUGAUCCCUCUUCUCAGCGAUUCUUCGAUUUCUCAAAGUGACCAGACAUCCAGAGAAAUGCCAGCCAAAUCGUCCAUUGCUUCAAAAGAAACGAACGCGAAAGUUGGAGUUCGGAAAAGCAGAAGGCUGACUGACGCAUUCACUUGUGACGAUGGCAACGAUCUUCGUACAGAUGAACAGAAUUCUGAAGUGUCCGACAAGAAAUAUUUGACAAGUCGUGAACAAAGAUUGUCUCAUCGAAAUUUUAACAAACCAUCGGAUAGACAGAAAAAUAAAGAUGAAGACGCGGAAUCUGACAACACUGUCCACUUCGGAUUUACGAAUACUCAAAAAGUCGGAAAAUAUACAAUCGAGAAACGGUUAGGAGGUGGAGACAAUGCAGAGUGCUAUGCAGCAAGGAAAAAAUACGCACGUGCAUCGGUCGCACUCAAGUUCAUCAAGGUCAAUAAGAAGAGUACCAAACUGAUUGAUAAUGAGAUGCAAAUGCUUACUAAAGCACAAAAACAUGAUUUCGUCCAAGUGUUUUACGGUUCUUUCAAAUAUGAGAGAUUCCAUGUGAUUGUUUUGCAACAGCUGCAUUGUGAUCUGCUGUCUCAGAUCAAGAAUGGCAAAACAUUGUGUCGUCAGAACGUUGGUAAAGUUGCAUAUCAGACAAUUCAAGGGUUGGAGUGGCUGGGAAGCAAGAACAUGGUUCAUCGUGAUUUACAUUGUGGAAACAUCUUCUUGACAAAGAACUUCUCAAACAUUGUGAUUGGAGACUUCGGCUGCUCCGAAAUGGAACGCCGGAAUGAUCUGAAGUUGAGGUUCAACGACUUAGACCAUAUCUCGCAUCGGGUCAAUAAAGGAGCUGAAUAUCGUUUGCUGGAUGAUAUUGUGUCUGUGUUAUUCCUCAUGUUGACGCUUAUUGGAGAUAAGAACUUGUUCUCCGAUGAGAACUUGCCUCGAAUGGUGCAGAAAAAGGAACACCUGUUCAACCACCCGGAGAAUGUCCUCACCAAAGCCAGAAACGAGUUCAUGAUUCCUGUUAUUAUUGAAGUCCAGAGUCAACUUAACGGUAAACUUUCGUACUCAUCUCUUAUCGAUGUGUUCCGUCAUAUCCCCGGAUUCAGUCCUCUCAACAAAUAUGUCACUUCUUCUGCACCCGUCAAGCAUCUUCGUUAA
Messenger RNA from Caenorhabditis remanei, 1182 nucleotides. RefSeq lists its product as uncharacterized. The transcript has 6 exons. NCBI's taxonomy places the organism in Eukaryota, Metazoa, Nematoda, Chromadorea, Rhabditida, Rhabditidae. The record is from RefSeq and is a predicted model, not a curated record. Gene Ontology annotation, biological process: protein phosphorylation. The coding region runs from base 1 to 1182 and encodes 393 amino acids. Gene Ontology annotation, cellular component: cytoplasm. Gene Ontology annotation, molecular function: protein serine/threonine kinase activity; ATP binding.